ACGACAACUACCUUAACCACACUAAUCCACAUUUUUAAGAUGUUUACACCGCAAUCCACCUUGUGGUUUACUCCAUUUACAAAAUAUUUAUUUGAGCUGACAGGCAGAUCUUUACAUUCCUUAAAAACAAAAAUGCUUUCAAGUAUACCAAAUGUUCAGUUCAGUUCUGAAACUGAUAAAAAGAAAUUAGAUGUGAUAAAUAAUAGAAUUGUUUGGAUUGAUAUGGAAAUGACUGGAUUGGAUAUUGAAAGUGAUAAAAUUAUGGAAGUAGCAUGUUUAAUUACAGACUCCGAGUUAAAUAUCAUAGCAGAAGGUCCUGAAUUAAUUAUUCACCAACCUAAACAAAUUUUGGAUAACAUGAAUGAAUGGUGUGUAAAUCAGCAUGGAAAAACUGACCUUACUGAAGCCUCCUUAAAAUCAAAGAUUUCAGUUCAGAUGGCAGAAUCAAGCAUGCUGGAAUUUGUAAAAAAACAUGUGGCUGAAAGAAGUAGCCCUCUAGCUGGAAAUAGUGUUUACAUGGAUAGAAUGUUUUUAAAAAAAUUUAUGCCAACCCUAAAUGAAUAUUUACAUUAUAGAAUAAUAGAUGUUUCCACUUUAAAAGAAAUUUGCAGAAGGUGGAAUCCAGAUCUGUAUAAAACCGUACCCAAAAAGGAAUAUCAACACAGGGCAGUCAAUGAUAUCAAAGAAAGUGUGGAUGAAUUGAAAUUUUAUAAAGAUAAUUUUUUAAAAGUACAACUGUGAAUUUAUAUUUAUAAUUCUUUAUUAGGCAAUA
Messenger RNA from Brassicogethes aeneus, 772 nucleotides. The record is from the annotation of a GenBank genome assembly. Lineage: Eukaryota; Metazoa; Arthropoda; Insecta; Coleoptera; Nitidulidae.